AUGGACGUUGGGCGAUCCAAGCGGGAUGGCAUCGUACGGCUGAGCCUCUCGCCGCAGCUCGCGCUCGGGCCUAGCCUCGCGCAAGUCGUGGCCGCCAUGAAGGCAACGUCGCGCCUCGAAACGCUGCGUGGCGUCGAGGUCUCCGUGGCACGCUGCGCCUUUGGCCUCGACGUCUACGAGAACCUGCUGCCGCACGUUGCGACAACGUUCGCCCACGCAGCGUACGUGCAUCUCGACUUGAGCUACGCGUCGCUGCCAUCUACCGGGCUCGUCUACCUCGUGGAGCAUCUCUUGGCUGUCCAUUUUCACCCGCAUGGUUGCCGCCUGCGGCUGACGCUCACGGGUCUCCGGCUGACGACGGCGGAUGUGGAGGCGCUGCGCCACCUCGCGCCGGUCCUUGACGGCCUGUGUCUGCGCGAAAGCAUCCCUUCCGCCAGCGUCGCGCGCGCAUUCGUCGACAGUCUCGGCGCCUUCUCGGAACUCGUCGUGCUCGACUUGUCCAAGAUGUUUUUCGCGCGCCGGGAUCCCUCUCUCUUUCAGCGGUUCGUCACGCAUGUGACGACGCCGACGCCGCAAACGACGUGCAUCUGGCCUCGCCUGACAUCCCUCUCGCUCGAGCACAACGCGUUCCCAGCGGACGAUGUGGUUGCCCUUCUCUCGGCGCUCCUGUACUCGACGUCGCUGACGCACCUCUCGCUUGCCUACUCGCUGCCACCAGUAGACACGAACCUCGGCGCGUGGCUCCUUCGCACAAUCUUGCGCAACCCGUCAUCCUCUAUCCGGUCGCUCAACUUGGCAGGUCUUUCGCUCCAGCAUGAUAUCGCAUCGACCUUGGCAACUGCUCGCCCCGACCAGCUCUGGCUCCUGGCGUCGCCGCCUCUGAUGCCUGUGAACAUUCCCGACGGCGCCUUCGUCGCCUUGCCGCGCAGCGUGGUUGUACAUGGGUCGAUGACGUCGUCGGCGCCGCUGUCUCUGAAACUGCGUCCAUCGAUCGUCCAAGUCAUCGGAUCGACGCCGACGUCCAUGGCCGUGCUCCUGCCAGGUCACGGCGUCGGGUUCAUUGACCGCGACGCAGUGGGUGACGCAUCAACCAUGAGAGAUGUAUCAACCACGGGGUGCCUAAGCGAGCUCGUGCUGGACGACCUCAAGCCGCAUGGCAUCUUGCCUCCGCUCUUGCACCUCCUUCGGGUGCCGGCAGAAUUGAGCUCGCUGCGACUGCGCCGGUACCGGGCAACGGCAACCGAAAUCGAAGCCCUUGUCGACGUUUGCAGCGGGCUGCGGGCGCUCGACCUCAAGGCGUGCCGUCUCAACGACGUGACCGUGCUCCUGCCUGCCUUGCCGCACCUCGAGCAGCUGAAUUUGUACAAAAAUCUCAUUGGCGCCGUCGGAGCCGUGCGCCUGGCACGGGCGCUCGAGACUGCACCAGUGCUGCGAUCGCUCAACGUGGCACGCAACCUCAUCGGUGAGCUAGGUCUCGCGGCCCUCGCAGUGGCGCUCGAGACCAACCGGACGCUCGAGCACAUCACGUUGGAUGAUUUGUCCCUUGAGGCACGGUUCGGCAACGUACUGUUGCGCGUCGAGCCAUUGACGAUGGAGGCCAGGUGGGCGUGUGUUCAAGCACUGACGUGGCGCCACCAGCGCAGUGCGACCAGCACCCAUGCAGUGACGGUCUACAGCCAGCUGCUCGACCCGACGUUGAUGCAGCACAUAUUUGGCUAUGCCAGCCAAGCGAUAUGUCGGACGAUUUCCCAACGCCCUUGAUGCAUGCUGUGCAAGCACAGGACCCGGGAUGCAACCCUAUCCCUAAGUGUAUCGCCAUCGCCAAAUUUAAACUUUCUCGC
Saprolegnia parasitica CBS 223.65 is the source of this 1841-nucleotide messenger RNA. RefSeq lists its product as hypothetical. Gene Ontology annotation, cellular component: perinuclear region of cytoplasm; cytosol; nucleus. The record is from RefSeq and is a predicted model, not a curated record. Gene Ontology annotation, biological process: nucleocytoplasmic transport; activation of GTPase activity. The transcript has 5 exons. Lineage: Eukaryota; Oomycota; Saprolegniomycetes; Saprolegniales; Saprolegniaceae. Gene Ontology annotation, molecular function: small GTPase binding; GTPase activator activity. Bases 1 to 1761 code for a protein of 586 amino acids.